This is a messenger RNA of Lucilia cuprina (Australian sheep blowfly), 567 nucleotides long. RefSeq lists its product as uncharacterized. NCBI's taxonomy places the organism in Eukaryota, Metazoa, Arthropoda, Insecta, Diptera, Calliphoridae. The record is from RefSeq and is a predicted model, not a curated record. Bases 1 to 567 code for a protein of 188 amino acids. The transcript has a single exon.
AUGCAGCAGUUAUGGUUAGAAGGUAAAGACUGGGAUGAAGAAGUUUCUGAGGAAUCUCUACAAAAUUGGAACAAUUUAGUACAAGACUUAUCUGAAGUUGAACUAAUAUCAAUUCCCCGUUGGAUUCAACUUAUGCCUAAUGAUACAAUUCAAAUUCACGGUUUCUGUGAUGCAUCGAAAUCCGCUUAUUGUGCCACUGUAUACAUUAGGUGUCAAACAAAAACUCAAAAUGUAUUCUCAAAUUUACUAGUAGCAAAAAGUAUAGUUGCCCCUUUACAAACUGUCUGCCUCCCGCGCUUAGAGCUUAAUGGCGCAGUGUUAUUAGCAAAUUUAGUUAAUUACGUAAUAAACUCUCUUAAUUUCAGUAAAAGCGAAAUAUAUUUGUGGACAGAUUCAGCUAUAGUCCUUGGAUGGUUAUCAAAACCACCUUCAUCAUGGGAAACUUAUGUGUCAAACAGAACAUCACGAAUACAUGAAUUAAUGACUAAUGUCACAUGGCGACAUGUUCCAACACAUGAUAUUCCAGCUGAUUUGGGCACCGAGGUUGUAAAGCACAAAAUUUGGUAA